Messenger RNA from Kluyveromyces marxianus DMKU3-1042, 2277 nucleotides. RefSeq names its product dolichyl-phosphate-mannose-protein mannosyltransferase PMT6 (gene PMT6). Gene Ontology annotation, biological process: protein O-linked glycosylation via mannose. Gene Ontology annotation, cellular component: membrane; endoplasmic reticulum. NCBI's taxonomy places the organism in Eukaryota, Fungi, Ascomycota, Saccharomycetes, Saccharomycetales, Saccharomycetaceae. The coding region runs from base 1 to 2277 and encodes 758 amino acids. The transcript has a single exon. Gene Ontology annotation, molecular function: dolichyl-phosphate-mannose-protein mannosyltransferase activity. The record is from RefSeq and is a predicted model, not a curated record.
AUGGGAAUGAUCUCGAGAGCAUCUGGGUUUUUACCUCAGUCAUCGGAAUUGCAAUUAAGAGAGAGGAAGAAACAUUUUAAAGGCACAGAAAAUGUAAAUGAUCUAUUAGGACUUAAUGAACCACAAGAAAAGUUCAAAAAUAAUAAUAUAAAGAAGAGAAUUUUAUGUGAUAGAGAUCAUUAUAUUCACAAAAUUGUAUGCUUUUCUCUAACGGUGUUAUCGUUCCUUCUCACACUCUAUAAAAUUGACCGAAAUAACCUUGUUGUAUGGGAUGAGGCUCAUUUUGGAAAGUUUGGAUCACAUUACAUAAAACAUGAAUUCUACCAUGAUGUGCAUCCACCAUUAGGGAAAAUGUUAAUUGCCUUAGGGGAGUAUCUUUCAGGUUUUGAUGGGAACUUUGAAUUCAAUUCUAAUACAACCUAUCCACCUGAAGUGAACUUUAAAUUCAUGAGACAAUACAACGCAGUAUUCAACGCGCUAUGCACACCAUUAACCUUCUACGCUGCAAAAAAUCUCAAUUUUGAUAUGAUGACGGUAUAUUUAGUUGCUUUAAUGGUCUGCUUGGAGCACUCAUAUAUUGUCUUGGGGAAAUUCGUUUUGCUUGAUUCAAUGUUACUCUUUUUUACAUUGUUGACAUUCUACUGCCUAACACAACUGUACAGAUUGAGGAAAUACCAAUUCACGAAGAAAUGGGCACUAUGGCUCAUUGCAACUGGCAUUUCGAUAGGAUGUGUGUGUUCAGUGAAAUGGGUAGGUGUCUUUGUAACAGCAGUUGUCGGCGUCUACACGGUGUUAGAAUUGUAUUCCUUACGUUGGAACAAGGGCAUAUCGAAAACAAAAUAUAUCGGUCACUGGCUCAUUAGAAUAGUGACUUUAAUUCUGCUACCAUUCUUUUUGUACAUGGUGUUCUUUAAGAUUCAUUUUUUGUUGCUCUAUAAAACAGGUCCAGGGGAUUCAUCUGCACAUAGUCUCUUUCAAGCAAAUCUAGAAGGGAACGAGAUUCAAUCUGGACCAAGAAAUGUCGCAUUUGGUUCAGAGAUCACUUUAAGAUCACAUGGGUUAAGUCCAGGACUUCUACACUCGCAUCCUCAAUCAUAUCCCGGAGGUUCCAACCAACGCCAAAUUACAGGCUAUGGCCAUAGGGAUAGUAAUAAUAAUUGGAUCUUGAAAUUUUCUAGAUCAUCAGGCAAGACAAUUGAUGAGAAAGAAUACCAAAACAAUCCCAUACUUGUGAAAGAUGGAGACAGUUUACGCUUGGUACAUAAAAACACGAAAAAUAAUCUUCAUACCCAUGAGAUUGAUUCACAUGUUUCCAGUGGAAAUUAUGAAGUUUCUGGAUACGGCGAUGAAAUUGUAGGCGACUUCAAAGAUGACUGGGUCAUCGAAGUUGUAGAACAGUUGCCUACCAAAAACAAAACCUUAGAAAAAAUCGAAUUGAUUCAUCCAUUAACGACUAACUUUCGGCUGAGGAAUAAAGAGUUGGGUUGCUACCUAGCUGCUACUGGCUUAUCCUACCCAAGUUGGGGCUAUAACCAAGGAGAAAUCGUUUGUAAAUAUCCUUGGAAUCAUCAUGACAAAUCCACAUGGUGGAAUAUCGAGGAUCAUAUUAACCCGAAGUUGCCUUUAGACGACAAAUUUGCGCCUCCACCAUCAAGGUUCUGGACCGAUUUCAUUGUUAUAAAUUUCGCAAUGGCAGCUUCAAAUAAUGCUUUGAUACCGGAUCUUGAUAAAGAAGACAAAUUAGCAAGCGAACCAUGGGAAUGGCCAACAUUACACCGCGGUUUACGUAUGUGUAACUGGGGUGACGAAACGGUUAAAUACUAUCUACUCGGAUCUCCAUUUAACACAUGGAUAACGACUUUAUCUCUCCCUAUACUACUGAUUUUACUUGCGAUGAAAUAUUUCAAGUAUCAACGCCAAUCUAUAAAAUUGAAUGAAGAUGAGAUCUGGAGUAUUAUAUCCACAGCAAUACUACCGUUUUUGGGUUGGUGUUUCCACUAUAUUCCCUUUUUUAUUAUGGGAAGGGUUACUUACAUUCAUCAUUACGUCCCUGCUUUGUUAUUUGCGAUCUUCUGUUUUGGUUAUGUUAUCGAUUCCAUUUUCGCUACAACCAAUAAGAUUCUAAAAAUAUUCAUCUACAUUAUUUUGUAUAUUGGAUGCGGUGUUGUUCAUUGGUACUUCUCGCCAUUAUGCCAAGGUAUGCCAGGAUCAAGCAUGAAGUAUCUGUAUUUACAGUUAAUUCCUACUUGGGACGUUACGAAUGCGAAAUACUACUAG